This is a messenger RNA of Tupaia belangeri chinensis (Chinese tree shrew), 1716 nucleotides long. RefSeq names its product transcription factor CP2-like protein 1. Lineage: Eukaryota; Metazoa; Chordata; Mammalia; Scandentia; Tupaiidae. The record is from RefSeq and is a predicted model, not a curated record. The transcript has 15 exons. Gene Ontology annotation, cellular component: nucleus. The coding region runs from base 46 to 1494 and encodes 482 amino acids. Gene Ontology annotation, biological process: regulation of transcription by RNA polymerase II. Gene Ontology annotation, molecular function: DNA-binding transcription activator activity, RNA polymerase II-specific; RNA polymerase II cis-regulatory region sequence-specific DNA binding.
CACCCUGCCCGAGCAGUCCCACAGGCGCCCUGCUCACUUCCCAGGAUGCUGUUCUGGCACAACCAGCCAGAGCACCUGUGGCCCAGUCCUGGGGAACUGUACCCAGGUCCCCCCGGCAGCCUGCUCAGGGAGCCCCUGCCCUUGUCCUACUUGAAGCAGGAAGAGCUGCCUAGCCUCCCCAGCGCAGCGCCGCCCUGCUCCGGGUUCCAAUACGUGCUCUGUGCAGCCACCUCACCGGCUGUAAAGCGGCAGGAAGAGACCCUCACCUACCUGAACCAGGGCCAGUCGUAUGAGGUGCGGAUGAUCUGCAACCCCAAGCUGGGAGACGUCACUCAGUGUCCCCGUCUGCUGAAGAGCGUGGUGCGUGUCGUGUUCCACGACCGGCACCUGCAGUACACCGAGCAGCAGCAGCUGGAUGGGUGGAGGUGGAGCCGGCCUGGGGACCGGAUUCUGGACAUCGACGUGCCACUGUCUGUGGGAGUGACGGAACCCCAGGUGCUGCCCUCGCAGCUCAACACGGUGGAGUUUCACUGGGACCCGACCAAGAGGACGUCCCUCUUCCUGCAGGUUCACUGCAUCAGCACUGAGUUCACACUUCGGAAGAAAGGUGGAGAGAAAGGCGUCCCCUUUCGCCUCCAGGUAGAUACCUUCAAACCCAGUGACAAGGGGCUUCCACCCGAGCAUCUGCAUUCCGCCGGCUGCCUCAUCAAGGUGUUCAAGCCUAAAGGAGCUGACCGGAAGCUGAAAACUGACCGGGAGAAGAUCGAGAAGCAACCCCUGCAUGAGAGAGAGAAGUAUCAGAUGGCCUGUGAGAGCACAGUCUUCUCAGAGUGCUCGCCGUGGCCAGAGCCCACUGCAGGACCCCACCCGCCUCUCAGCCCUCUUGCUCUGACCUCCCCCCAUGCCUGCAAGCUCCUGUCCCCAGAGAGGCUCUGUUCUUCACCACCAUUCGCUUUGGACACCUUGGGGUGCAGCCCAGCAGAGGAUCUGAGCCCUGGAGCCUCCAUCUCAGAGACACAGCAGUGGCUGCACCGGCACCGGUUCUCCAGCUACUGUCGGAUACUGGCCAACUUCACUGGCACUGAUCUGCUGAAGCUUAAUCGCCAGGACCUUAUCCAGAUCUGUGGGGCUGCUGAUGGGAUCCGCCUUUUCAAUACUCUUAGAGCCAGGCCAAUCCGCCACAGGCUGACUCUGUACGUGGCUCAGGAGGCCUCCAGACAAGAGAGCGAGCUUCCUGAGAACCCCAACUCCAACUCAGGCUUUUAUCAAGAGAUCUCUCUAGAUGAACUCAGUGCUGUAGAGCUGAUGGGGAAACUUGCUGAGCUCCUGGCCCUUCCAACCGAUCAGAUCCAUCGCCUUUUCCACCAGGGCCCUGGGGGCAUCCUCAUUCUCCUCAGUGACCAGAUGGUCCAGAAUCUUAAGGAUGAAUCGUACUUUGUGGCCGUGGUGAAGAAAGUGCAGAAUCCAGAUGGCUACUACUUGGUUCUGACCUAGGCCCAGGAGGGCUCUGCUGAAAAGAACACGGACACCAGCCUGUUUCUGUGCUCGCCAGGACCUUAUGAACACCCUCAGCUGACUCACUGGGUUCCAGCUGAAGAACCAAACCAUCCUGUGUCUCACCCCUGGGGAGGAAGCAAGGACACUCCAGUCUCAUUUUUCUCUCUGCCCAGCAGCAAUGGCUGUUAGAGGCCUGGAAACAGCUUCCUCUGCCCACUC